ACAGUGUGUGUCAUGUGGGGCUUGUUUAAAAGCGAAGGGAGGUGCAGACCAGAUGGGAUUAAGCGUCUGUCACACGAGCAGGGAGACACAGCUAGGAAAGUGAUAUACAGUGAGGAGCUGGGCGCAGGGGGCACAACAACUGACAGCAGGCACAAGCAGUGGCAGCUACAGAAUCUACUAUGACGUUAAACAAGAGAGAGAAAUUAGGAGGGUUGCAGCAGCAGCACCGGGGGAGCCUCCCCCUUUCUUCUGGACCUCGCAGACGGGGGAGUAUGCCUUUACCUUACAAGCACCAGCUGAAACGCACACAAGCAGUAGAUGAGCUGGACUGGCCAAGUGUCCAUUCUGGGUCAUCAGACUCUGUCAGGUCUUCAGAAAGUAGCCCAGACACUGGGGUCUACAAAGUGAUGCUGCUGGGCGACAGUGGAGUGGGAAAGUCAACCCUAGCUGGCAUAUUUGGAGGAGUAGAAGACACCUUUCCUCAUGAAUCAGAACAUCCAGAGGACACUUAUGAAAGGAAUUUGCUUGUGGAUGGAGAGAAGACUGCUUUAAUUGUAUAUGACAUCUGGGAACAGGCUGGUCCUCAGAUUUGGAUGCAGGACAGUUGUCUCCAGAUGGGGGAUGCAUUCCUUCUCAUCUUCUCAGUGACAGAUCGUAGCACUUUCCAGCGCCUCCCUAGUCUCCUCCUACAAUUGCGCACAGCUCGUCCUCAUCGCCACAUUCCCAUCAUCCUUGUUGGCAAUAAAGGUGACCUGGCCCGCUCAAGAGAGGUCAGCAUAGAAGAGGGACGAUCUUUGGCAGGUAUGCUGAACUGCAAAUACACAGAGAUAUCAGCUGCACUACACCACAACACCCACGAGUUGCUUGAGGGGGUGGUAAGACAGAUCCGCCUGAGAAAGGACGAAGGAGAGCACAGUGUGAAGACCCCAAUUCUCCUGACUCCUGGCCGCAGAGAGAGUCUGACCAAAAGAGCACGCCGCCUUCUGCAAGGGAUGAUGGGAAAGCACCGUGGCUUUUUCAAGCAGAGAUCAAAGUCUUGCCAUGACCUUUCAGUACUGUGAAAAACUGACCAGCCACAGAAAAAUUAAAGCAACAUAGUAAUCACGUGAAAAAAGUCAUGGUGUGAAACCAAAGAAGGCGCUGACUGAUAUGACUGACUUCAUGCUGAACCAUAGACUAACCACAUCAGUCAUGGUAGCUACAGACAGAUCAUCUGUGACCUAAUGGCAUUGCUUUGGUGGGCACAGGGGGUUACAUGCGUGUUAGGGUCAGUAAAUGUAAUGAGUGAGCUCAUUCCAGAAAGGGUUACUGGCUGUCAGUGUUGUCUAAUCCCUGCCAGAACCAUGUUACGCCAAUCACUGGCCUCUCCACAACCAUUCUACUGCCAUAUUUCUACUUCAGACACAUUUUCUAGAUUUCAUUUCUACAGAAUGUUGUCAUACUGAACACACGACGUCUUAUACAGAACCUUUAAUCGAGUUUGGUGUCGGUAUUGACAGGUGAUUUUGUGCGGCAACAACCAGACAGCAACGUCUUGCACAGUACAGACUGAUGUGCUACGUUCUAGUCUAGAUAACAGGGGUAACCAUUAUGGGACCCUUGUGGAGGGAUGGUUUGGACAGGGAGGCUGCUGCAGGUUGUUCUGGAGGAGAGAAAUGUAAGGACAACAAAAGAAAUAAACUCGUUUUUUGAAGCUUG
Messenger RNA from Xenopus laevis (African clawed frog), 1698 nucleotides. RefSeq names its product RAS (RAD and GEM)-like GTP binding 2 S homeolog (gene rem2.S). The transcript is spliced from 5 exons. The record is from RefSeq and is a predicted model, not a curated record. Lineage: Eukaryota; Metazoa; Chordata; Amphibia; Anura; Pipidae. The coding region runs from base 180 to 1061 and encodes 293 amino acids.